UAUCCAGUUCCCCUCAUUGACUAAAACUGGCACUAAAAUAUAACUUUGUUUCGCUAUUGUUGGUUUUUGUCUGCAGACAGAUGGGUAACCAGACCACCAUGGGGAGCCAUAAGACCAAGCACGACAAAAAACGCGACGAGUCGUCCAAGAAACGAAAGAAGAGCCACAAGUCCGACAGAGAUGGGGGAGUGGAGCAUGAGCGGGCCCGAAAGAAGGCGCAUGUCGCACCCACAUCGACGUCGACACUGACACCGACGCCUGCAGCAGCACCUACACCAGCAUCUGCACCAGCACCAACAUCAGUAUCAGCAUCAGCAUUUGAGCGGCGAGCAUCGGUAACGAGCAUUAUGACCCAAGUCAAAGCUGAGGAUAUGCAGGGACUGGAUAGUUUGGGCGGUAUGUUGGACUCGGACGAUGACAAUGCGGAUUCCUCGGACGACGAUAAUGACAGGAGCGCCAAAAAUGCGGCUGCGGCUGCGGCUGUUGCUGUUCAAAGGAACAAGACGCUUACAUUAGUGGGCGGGGCUGGUGCUAAUGCCAAUGCUAAUGCUAGCGCAAAGCCAAUUGGCGACAAGGCGAAAGCGGUAAAGACAAGUUCUAAAGCUGGAGCUACCGGAACUGGAACUGGAACUGGAGCCGGAGUGACGAGUUCGAGGUUGACGUUUGAGCAGAUCAUGAGUAUGCCCGACAAAAACCCUGGCGAGGGCAGCGGCAGCGGCAGCGGAAAGCAUAAGAAGAAGCAGACAGUAGUCGAUAAGGUCAACGCCAAUGAUAAGGGCAGCGAUGAAGCCGAGAAGGCGAAGAAGGAUACCAAGGACCGCGAAAUCAAGGAUCGCAAGAGCGACAAGUCGAACAAGAAGGAUCGAAGCAGCGGUCCCGCCUCAGUGGAUGCCAUGGAGGAUCGAUUGAAGGUUGAUAUGGCCCUGCAUUCAGAUAACCCCCUGCACACCAAAUGGUUGUUGGCUCACGAACUGAAGGAGCAAGGCAUCACGUACCAUAAGGGCAACUUCAGCGCUCAAGAGGAUAGGAUCAUUCGUGAGACCGUCCGCGAUUACAUUGCCCGAAACAACAAGCCUGAGGACUUGGUCGAACGGUGGUUCUCAGAACAGCAGGGAUAUACACGCGCGGACAAGAACGGACUGGCGGCAUUGUGGACCGAGAUUGCCGUUCGUCUGGAGACCCGCCCUUUGCUGAACAUUUACCUCCACGCCCGCCGAAUGUAUCAUAACCAGAACAAUGUUGGAAUAUGGACGAAAGAGGAUGACGCGAAGCUGCUCGAGCUAUACCAGCAACACCAGGGUCAAUGGACGACCAUCGGUCAAAGCCUCGGCCGCAUCGCCGAUAGCUGUCGUGAUCGGUAUCGGAACCAUCUGAAGGUCAAGGACACAAUGGUCGUCGGCACCUGGUCGAAGGAGGAGGACGAACAGCUCCUCGAUAUUAUGCACGAACAGGCGCUCAGACAGGGCAAGGCGACUGUGCUGGAAUCGGAUCAUAUGUGGACAUCAAUCUCGGAAAAGAUGGAAGGCACGCGCUCGAGACAUCAGGUUCGCCAUCGGUAUUCGUUUGCGCUGUUGCCUCGGCUGCAAAAGGGAGGCCUGACCUGGACAAAGGCUGGAGCUGCGGUCGCGGCGCAGAAAGCAGCUGAAAAGGCGAAGGCAUCGUCCGUCGAGUUGGAGGCCCACAAAGGCCCCUCUCUUAAUUAUGAUCGGCAAUUGCAGCUAGAUACCACCAAACACAUUGUGGAGCGAGGAUAUCGGAGACACAGGGAGGUGGAGUUUCCCCAAUUUGCCGAGGAACUGAAGAAGCAGGUGCAGGAAAGCAACGAGAUCCAGGUCGCAAAAUUCACGAAAGCGAAGGGCCAGCUGAAGAAACAGAAAAAGCCGCUCGUGGAGGACGGCGACUGCUCUGCAACGACAUUCAAAGCGGCUAUGGCGGCUAUGAAGGCGGCGCUCGUGGCGGCCCAAGAGGAAUCAGCAUACACGGUGAAGACGAUGAUGACCGCACCUGCGAUGAGUCGCAGGAUCCUUAGUAGGCGCAAGAAAGUCGAGAAUUACAAUCAGCUACCGUAUGAGGAGAUGAUCAAGCAGCUGCAGAAGAUAGUCGUGCAAUCCCUGGAUAAGGCCGGUAAGCGUCUGGAGGAAAAGAUGCCUGGUCGAAAGUUGCCCAAGACCACGGUGGAGAUGUUUCAGGAACAUCUAGUGUAUUAUGCACAAGUUGCUGCUCUGGAGACGCUCUUGAGAGAGUUUCCGGCGUUGCAUGAGGCAUUGCAGAACCAUCGGAGCGCUCUUAUGCCCGUUGAUGAAUAUUUGGGCGUGUCUACAGCUGUGAUGGAAAGUGCGGUGGAAGCAGCUGUGACCAAGGCAGGGGGAGACAAGUCUCUGCAGAGGCAAUUGAAACAGCAGUUGGCUGACCGGAAUCUGGCCGAGAAGCUUCUUAGCGAUGCGAUGGUCGCGGCUGGGUUGCCUCAGAUCCCUGAGCGGCGGAUGGUCAAGAAACCUAGGAAGCGAAGUCGGCCGCUGGCGAGGUCGAGCGAGAUCGUGGACGAUUCGGACGAUUCCUUGACGGACGAGAUUAUGGAGGAGGCGGAUGAGAUUGUGGAGGACUCGGAUGUGUCUUCUUCGAGCGAAAGCAACGAUUGAGAAAAGCAAUCAUUUGACCC
This is a messenger RNA of Gamsiella multidivaricata, 2659 nucleotides long. RefSeq lists its product as uncharacterized. Lineage: Eukaryota; Fungi; Mortierellomycota; Mortierellomycetes; Mortierellales; Mortierellaceae. The record is from RefSeq and is a predicted model, not a curated record. Gene Ontology annotation, molecular function: DNA-binding transcription factor activity; transcription cis-regulatory region binding. Gene Ontology annotation, biological process: regulation of DNA-templated transcription. Gene Ontology annotation, cellular component: nucleus. The transcript is spliced from 3 exons. The coding region runs from base 81 to 2639 and encodes 852 amino acids.